Molecule: messenger RNA, 1738 nt
Organism: Diuraphis noxia (Russian wheat aphid)
Lineage: Eukaryota; Metazoa; Arthropoda; Insecta; Hemiptera; Aphididae
Source: RefSeq, a predicted model, not a curated record
GACCGUAUUUCCGUGUAUAUAUCACAGGUGGCCGGACACACGGAACCUAUACCGACAUCGAUCGCCGGACAGGUCAAUUGUCCGCCGUGAACAUCAARYGACGUAACCUAAUACAACAUGAAGUUGGUCAUUGUCGUGGCGUUGCUUGGGUUGGCGGCCACAGCCGUCGGCGCCUCGUCGGCGCGCGUGAAGAAGGACGUCGGGUCGAAGAACAGCAACGAACAGUGCGUGUACGCGGACGUGUCCAAGACCGGCAAGAAGACGAUCGUCUGCGGUGAUCCGGCGCCACCCACGCUGGCCUCCAUCUUGACUAAUCAGCUACAGAGACAGUCGACGACCGCCGAGGCCAGAGUCCCGUCGGAAAAGUGUUUGGACCUUCUGCACAAAACCAAACCCGCGCCGGUGUCCUUGUACUUACAACCGCAGGCCGUCCACCAACAGCCGCACUACGAACAGCUGCACGUGAUUCACCAUCAGGUGCCUCAGGUGCCCCAGGUGCAGUACUUGCAGCAGCCACAGCAGCCAAUGGUACACUAUCAGCCGACGGUCGUCUACCAAAAACCGAUUGCACAAGUGCUACCUUCCAAGUCUCUGUGUUCGUUGAACAGUGGUUGCUCAGACGCCGGUUACACGGGUGGUAAUUACAUGAGCGGCAGUUAUUUGGGCGGCGGUUAUUCGGGUGGCAGUUAUUUGGGCGGCGGUUAUUCGGGCGGCGGUUAUUCGGGCGGCGGUUAUUCGGGCGGUGGUUACCGUAUGGCCGACGGAUCUUACCCAGUACUGACGAGGGCAGUAGACGAUGUCGACGAGAUGGUGGGCCCCGACGGAUUAUACGAAGAUGAUAACUUGCAACCGACACCUCAGAACUACAUGGAGGCGGGACCGUACGAAGACGCUUCGGUUCGCAAAGGGUUCGGUGGCAGCCGCCCAAGAACAGUGGCGAUGCGACCCACGCCGCUGUUCGUGCCAGCAAUGUUGAGAUCAGCUGACUCGUACGAAUACGAGGCCGGCGCUGGUCCUGAAUGGCAGCCGCAGCAGCGGUUCGUAUCGGAACCUGGGUUACAGUUACCAGGCACGUACCCGCAGCAAUCGUUGGUCGGCCGGUCGAUGGCUACAGCGUUGGCGGAGGGUCCGUUUGACAGACGGCAGCUAGCAUUAAACGGUUACAUGCCYGUUCGGGCUGAGGCGAUUAUGCCAACACCGGACCGGUACAACUAUGGCGGAUACUCAAGAACAGCUGGACAACAACCGCAGCUACAGCAGCAAAUGCUACAACAACAACAACUGCAACAGCAGCAACUACAACAACAACGACUGGAGCAGCAGCAACUACAGCAACAAMAACUGCAACAGGAGCAAUUACUGCAACAACAACAACAACAGCAACAGCCGCAGAAAGAAGUCGAACCGGUCCAGCAGCUAUCCGGUGGUGAGGUCGAAGGAGUGAAUGUAGCGGUGACCGCAAAAGCCGAUCCAAAAGAUCUAAAAUCGGCUGAGCGCAAGAAAAACGUCAAAAAUUAAACUCUGCGAUAYGGUUAAUCAGUAGGUAUAAAAUAUUUAAAAAUUGUUUUCCGUGUAAAUAUUUUCCGCUCAACUAACUGGUUCACUAAUUUUUAUUGUGUCCGACUAGUCGUUAAUGACCGAACAGCGGCUAUGCCUUUUUUAAKAUAUUUAUUUUACCAUGUGAUUUCAACAUUGUUUUUUUUCUCAUGCACACGGUGUUUCGAUACUAUAAUAAUWA